CAGGAAAAUUAAGAAGAAACUCAUUUAUUCCACCCCCUUUGGAGCUCGGUGGGGUUGGAAUUAUUUUUUUUCCCUCAAAAAUGCUUUGAAUUUAAUUUUUUUUUAAAUUCGAUUGGUUCGAACAGAACGGACUCGAGGUGGAGAGCGGGAAAAAAAUCAGAAAUUUAUCCCAAAAAAGCGCUCAAAGGAUGGCGAGGAUGAGGAUCCCUUCUUGGAGAGCCCAGAGGGAUGAGCUGCGGGAGAGGGGGGCGCGCUCCUCUUGGAAAACACAAAAAAAAUUGGAAUAAACUCUCAAAAAUCCCUCCCCCACUCCCGAAUCCCCGGGAUCUGUCUGGAAAAAAGCUGUUUCUCUUUAUGAAGACUUAAAAUGUUGCAAGAGCCUUGUACCAGUGAGUGACAAGGGGUGCUGGAGAGAAGGGAACCAAAUGGAUUCUGCUGUUCCGAGCCAGUAGGAAUUGGCCAGCCUCAGUGUCAGGGCUGGAAAUUGAUUCCAUAUGUCCCGGGAAAAGGGAAAAAAAAACCCAAAGAGAGCGAGAAAGACGGGAAGAAAGAGAGGGAGAGGGAAGGGGAGGGAGGGGAAGGAAAGUUCUCCCAAACCCACCGGGGUUUUCAUUCCUUUCACUCCCCCCGCCCUUCGCGGGGUUAAAUUUCGCCUUUUCAGGGGAUUUUGGGGACUUUUCGGGAGAUUUUGGGGGAGAGGUCCCGGAGAGGUCCCAAACCGGAGCGCGGGGUUUGUUUUUAGCCCGGAGCUGAGCUCGGGACGGGGAGAGGGAAUUGGGACCCUGGCGCGGAUCCCGCUCCCCAAAACCCGGGGAUGAGGGGGAAAUCCUCCCCAUCCCAAAAAAAACCCGCCCCAAACCCAUCCCUGGAGCCGGAGCAGGGGAUGGGGCGGCUGGUCCCUGUCCCCCCAUCCCGGAGACAGCGAAUUCCCAUUCCCGGCUGCUUCCAGAAUUCCACCCGGAGCCGCUCCCGCCGCUCCCCCGAGCUCCGAUCGCGCCGCCAAUAAAAGCCCCGACUUGGAUUUCCCAUCCCAAGGAGGACGCGAGAGCGAGCGGGGAUUUCUCCUUAACCCCUCCCCUCAUAUCUACGCUAAAAAACAAAAGAAGGAAAAGGGAGGGAAAGAGGGAAAAAAAAAAAAAAAGGAGUCAAAUCGCCACCAUCGCCUCUGAUUUAUUGCCUCCCUUUUCAUCUCGGGAUGGCUGCGCCAGGGAAGUGUUGAAACGCCCUUGUUGCCUUUUAUUUCUUUCGUGUCCCCCCCUCCUUUCUCCUUUCCCUCCUCCCUGCACGGAAGAGAGAAAAAAAAAGGAGAAAACUUCAAAGCGAACCCUCCAAACCCUCCCCGCUCCCAAACUUUUCCCUCCUUGGCUGCGAACUCUUCCCUUUUGUCUCUGCCGCCCCUGACUCGUGUUGGCCGAGGGUUCGGAAAAUGAAAAUGAAAAAGCGGCCGCGGGCCCUGGGCGAGGGUUGGAGCCGAGGACCGGGCCGGGAGGGGAAGAGGGCAGGGGAUCCCUUUUGGGACCUGCGCUGAUGGACCGGGACCUUGGAGGAGAUGACAGGCGAGGAGAAAGGGCUGAUUGCCCAGAAAUCAAUGAAAUUCCGCUCGCUCGAGCCACUUGAAAUAGCCAAUUAUCCUCCUGCCCCCACCCCGCUCCUCCCGAGCGCGCUGGCUGCCGUGUGGCCGCUGCCGGGGGAAAAACCCCUCGUUUUUAGUGAGUUAAUAAAGAAACGGAGCUCUAAAAGUGUGAGGGAGGUGUUUGGGGGAUGUGGGGAAGGGGAGGGGGCGCUGAGAGGGGAGAGGCUGCGCGGGGCAGGGGCUUCCCCCAGCAGCUCUGACCAAAGCCGGUCCUGGCGGCUGCAGCGGGGAAAAUUCGGGAUUUCGGAGCUGAGGCGGAGCCCUGAGGGUCCCAAAAAAAAAACCCAACAAAAAAAUCCUCUGGGGAGGUUCUGUGGCACCUCAGCCCUUCCCGGCCCUGGACACGGCCCGGGGGAGCAGGACCGGGGGGCUCUGCCCACCCUGGGGCUGGGGUCCGCUCCCUGUUCUGGGUCUGGGGUCCCCUCCCGGUUCUGGGUCCCGUUCUGGGUCUGGGGACCCCUCCCAGUUCUGGGUCUGGGGACCCCUCCCAGCUCUGGGGCUGGGGUCCCUUCCCAGCCCCGGGUCUCAUUCUGGGUCUGGGGUCCCCUCCCUGUUCUGGGUCUGGGGUCCCCUCCCUGUUCUGGGUCUGGGGUCCCCUCUCCGUUCUGGGUCUGGGGUCCCCUCCCGUUUCUGGGUCCCGUUCUGUGUCUGGGGUCCCCUUCCAGCUCUGAGUCUGGGGUCUCCUCCCUGUUCUGUGUCUGGGGACCCCUCCCAGUUCUGGCUCUGGGGUGCCCUCCCAGCCCCGGGUCCCAGUUCUGGGUCUGGGGUCCCCUCCCGGUUCUGGGUCCCAUUCUGGGUUUGGGGUCCCCUCCCAGCCCCGGGUCCUGUCCUGUUCUGGGCUCUCUCCAAGGCUCCAGCCUUUCCCCGGAGUUUUGGGGUCCCCUCCCUGUUCGGGGGUCCCCCCCGGCUCUGGGGUCCCCAUGGAGGUGUGGAGCUCUCACCCCGGACCUGAGCCCCUGCUCUGCCUCUGGGUUCUACACCGGCGGCUGAGAGUGGUUUUUGGGUCAUUUUGGGGUCAUUUUGGGGUCCCCUCUCCGUGCCCGGCCCCCCCAGGGGCGAUGUCCCCAGGGCUCGGGCUCGGCCACCGCGCCCCCGGUGACACCCGAUUGUCCAAGGGCGGCCCCGCACAAAGGCCGGGGGUGAAUAAAGCCCCGAGGGGGAUUUAAAGGGCGGGGGGCUCUGGGCUGGCUCCCCCUUCGGGGGCCGAUUUCUCACGCCUGGAGUCCCAAACCGAGAGAAAA
Prinia subflava (tawny-flanked prinia) is the source of this 2874-nucleotide messenger RNA. RefSeq names its product tetra-peptide repeat homeobox protein 1-like. Lineage: Eukaryota; Metazoa; Chordata; Aves; Passeriformes; Cisticolidae. The transcript has 2 exons. The record is from RefSeq and is a predicted model, not a curated record. The coding region runs from base 1550 to 2623 and encodes 357 amino acids.